Psilocybe cubensis is the source of this 1707-nucleotide messenger RNA. RefSeq lists its product as uncharacterized. Gene Ontology annotation, cellular component: mitotic spindle pole body; cytosol; ubiquitin ligase complex. Gene Ontology annotation, molecular function: ubiquitin protein ligase activity; protein binding. Gene Ontology annotation, biological process: negative regulation of septation initiation signaling; mitotic spindle assembly checkpoint signaling; ubiquitin-dependent protein catabolic process. The record is from RefSeq and is a predicted model, not a curated record. NCBI's taxonomy places the organism in Eukaryota, Fungi, Basidiomycota, Agaricomycetes, Agaricales, Agrocybaceae. The coding region runs from base 1 to 1707 and encodes 568 amino acids. The transcript has 3 exons.
AUGGACGGUCGUAUACAGACCGGGAACGAAUCGCCACCGACACGAACUAACAUUUUGGGUUCAUUCUUACGCACCUCGCGCCCCAGAAAUUCCUCACAGUCACAUAUCCAGGUUAACACCGACAUCAACUUGCCCCAGAGGGACCUUUCACCUACUCCCCCACAACCACCGUCCCCAAACGCCUUAAGCGCCAGGAGAAGGACCAUUGUCACCGGAGUCGCUUCUUUAGCGGGCCAAACUUCCAACAACAGCGCUUCAAACUCGGGUUUAGGCAUUACAUCCAUGCUCAGAAGACGUCGAUCAGCGGGCAACGUCGCCCAGAAUGCGCCAGCCACUCCUCCAGUGAUAACCACCUCAGCCACCGCGGCGGCGGCCCUGGGGAUGAGCAACUUCCCCGGCAGAACUCCACCACAGGCGUCCUACGCAACCACUCCAAUCACCCAGCAGAAUACGAAUGCCACACCAGCCGCCUCUGGAGGCCCUUCUCACGCCUCGCACAGAAUUCGUCUUGUGCCUCACCUCGACACUCGGCGGUCACUAAGAUUCGAUGCCAUCUCUCGCGAUCUCAAGGAGGGUGACCCGGCGUUGCGCAUCGGGCGGUUCACUGAUCGCUCAGGGCUAGGGCUGGCCGCAGUCAAUGCUCUGGGCUCCAACAAACUAGCUUUUCGAAGCAAGGUGGUGUCUCGGGCGCAUGCUGAGAUCUGGGUGGAGAAUGGGGGGAAGUUCUUCCUCAAAGACACCAAAAGCAGCUCGGGGACGUUCCUGAACCAUGUUCGGUUGAGCCCUGCGAACACAGAAUCAAGACCAUUCCAGAUCAAAGAUGGCGACAUUCUUCAACUCGGUGUUGACUAUCAAGGAGGCGCAGAGGAUAUCUACAAGAGCGUUAAGAUUCGUGUUGAGCUCGGUAGGGAAUGGCAAUCUGCUCCAAACGCCUUCAACACCAAUGCACUCAAGAACCUCAAAUCUCUUGCCUUGCCUGAACCAUCUGGCAAGAAGGCAGCCACCGCCACUGUGAAGCUCCCGGUGGCUGGGAAAUCCCAAAUACCAGACUGUUGCAUCUGCUUGUUCGGGGUUACGAUUCGGCAGGCUCUUUUUAUCGCACCCUGCUCACAUACAUUCCACUACAAAUGCAUCCGCCCUCUGCUUGAAUCGCACCACCCAGCCUUCUCCUGUCCCCUAUGCAGGACAUUCGCCGACCUUGAGGAGGAUGUUGAAGUAGAGAUCGAGUACGAGGAGGAGGCUGACGCCGAGGAAGCCAUCAUAGCAGCCGCUAUAGCUGAGGGCAAAGACCCUGCAGAAGACCCCGACGUCGGAAACGAGUCUCCGCCGCAAUCCGACCGCGAACGGGAGUAUGAACAUGUGCAGGAGCAAGAUCUACUGGACGACAAUUCGCCCGCAUCUCGCUCAAACUCUGGCUUAGGGGUGCGUGGCACAGGAGCCGAAGCUGGUGCUGAGACCGAGGUGGAAGGCGAUGGCUCAGGACUGCGGAUCAUGUCCAGGAUUCGUGCGGCGAGGAGGGGCGGUGGCGCUGGUGGGAGCACGUCAGCAGGCGGUGGCGAUAGGGCAUCUCCACUGCUCGAUUUGGCAGACGAAGCCGACGAGAUGCUCGUGGAUGUGGGCGAGGUGGGCAUGAGCAUUGGUGUGGUAGAUGCAAAUGGAGACCCUGUCGAUGUCGACGGCACCGUUGGUGGCAAAAGGAAGCGUUGA